Gadus morhua (Atlantic cod) is the source of this 2980-nucleotide messenger RNA. RefSeq names its product NEDD4 binding protein 3 (gene n4bp3). Gene Ontology annotation, cellular component: cytoplasmic vesicle. The transcript is spliced from 10 exons. Bases 169 to 2157 code for a protein of 662 amino acids. The record is from RefSeq and is a predicted model, not a curated record. NCBI's taxonomy places the organism in Eukaryota, Metazoa, Chordata, Actinopteri, Gadiformes, Gadidae.
CUCCGCCUCCCCUCUCAGUUUAACUUAUAUGGCAACACACAAAGUUGUGUUGAGUGACACUGGCUGGGGCAUGAUAUAGAGCGAGACAGAGAGCGAGCGUUUGACACAACAUGGGAUAAGGAUCACAGAGCUGAACAGAAGUAGCAGUGCCGGCCUCAUUGGUAACCAAUGGCUGCCUCGGUGCAGACCCUCCCUCGAACGCGAAACUCCUCCAGCAAGACCUUCCGCUCGGCCCCGCCUCUCUCCUCCAACUGCACCAUGGGAAGUGUAGGCAGUCUGGUGGAGAGGCCAGACGUUUCCCAGACCAAGAACAGUCGUGCCAUGCCACAGGUGAGGCCCCGGCAAAGCAAUGGGCUCCUGAAGAAGGGCUUCACCCAGAGAGACCUGCUCAACUACCUCAACAUCAGCAGGAAGGAGCCAAGAACAAAUCCAGGAAGUAGGAAUAAAACGGAAGUUAUCUCUGGCUGCACUUCUCUCAACGGGCUCGAGGAUGAAAGCCUCUACACCAAGGUUUACAAUAAAGACGGAACCGAAAUAGACGUGGGGAAAAACUCACUGCCCAUCGGCGGGAAGUAUGGAAAGACUCACUUCAGGCCUUCCGCCUUCAAGCGUGUCUCGCCCAAAAACUUCAGCUCCAUGCAGAACCUGUACCCCACCUCCCCGGUAGAGGACCUGGACUACAGGAACAACGGGAUACCCCAGGCUUACGGCCAGCCGCCCCCGGCCGUCUCCUCCUCCUCCUCCUCUUCCUCGCCUUCCCGCCAUGGGAGAGCCAGCAACACCACAACGAUAACAGCAACGUCCAGCGCGGGCCACAAGGCCUUGGCUUGCUUGCGCGGCGCCAGUCAAGAGGAUGACAACAUGUCCGACUCGGGACACAACUCCAUGAACAGCCUGCCGCCGUACCGCCCGCCCUUCCGCCCACACCUGUCUCAAAUCAGCGCGUCCACGGGCCACAUCAACACCAUCGGCUCCCUGGACCGCUCCUGCAUGGGGCCCCGGGGCGUGGGCCCGGGGGGGGCCGUGAUGGGGGGCGACAUGGCGGUGACCUGUCGGAGCAUGGCCACCCUGAGCCACCUGACGCCCUGUCCGGGGGAGGCCCCGCCCCCCUACGAGCUCCCCCUGUCCCUGUCCAUGGAGGAUGUGGUCCGGGAUCUAGAGGAGCGCCUGGUGGAGAAGGAGUACGAGCUGAAGCAGAUGAGGAGGAACCUGGACGAGAGCGAAGGCGCCAUCGCUCAGGUGUUCGAGGGGAAGCAGCGGCUGUGGGAGAAGGAGGUGGACGAGCUCAAGGGCCUGUACGCCGCCAAGCUGAGGCAGCUCUCCCAGCACGCCCAGCGCUCCCAGCGCAGCCUCCAGCUGCAGCUGUACCGGGCCCAGCAGGAGAAGGGUCGCGCCCAAGAGGAGCUGGACAGCCUCCGCAGGGUCAAGGGUCAGGAGGAGGAGGAGGAGGUGGGCGCAGUCAGCCCCACCCUGGAGGAGACCCGCUGGCAGGUGUGUCAGAAGUCGGGGGAGAUCUCCCUGCUGAAGCAGCAGCUGCGGGACUCCCAGGCGGAGGUGACCCAGAAGCUGAGCGAGAUCUUCCAGCUGAAGACCCAGCUGAGGGAGACGCGCGGCGAGCUGCGGAGCCGCGAGGGCCAGCUGGACACGCUGAAGACGGCGCUGCAGGGCACGCUGCAGCGCCGCUACACCUGCCUCAGCCAAUCGCACGAGGAGGACGCCGCUGCGGGCGGAGCCACGGGUGGGGUCGUGGCCCCGGUGGAGGACCGCCUGCGGGCGGAGCUGCUCCUGGAGCGCCGGCAGAGCGAGGCGCAGGCCGACGCCUUCGAGGAGGAGAGGCGCACGUGGCAGGCCGAGAAGGACAAGGUGAUCCGCUACCAGAAGGAGCUGCAGGCCAGCUACCUGGACAUGUACCACCGCAGCGAGGCCCUGGAGGCGGAGCUACACCUGGCGAGGGCGGGGCCGGAGGGCUGGGAGAAGGCGGGAGGAGGAGGAGGAGGAGAGGGAAGAGGUGGCGGUGGCGUUGCCGCCGGCAACAGCGGCAGCGGGAGCGGGACGCUAGAGCGGGACGGGUUCCCGUCGGAGUCCGGGAGGGCGGAAGAGGACGGACGUUCCUCUGGCCUGCCGUGGAUUGAGAGAAUCGAGUCGUCAGAGAUCUGAUCACUCAGGUCGACGAACGUAGUAACUCCUUGACGACUAAGCUUCAGGAUUUGUCCCUCCGUCAACCCUCCCUCGCCUUGUUGAUUUGAGCUCCCCUCCCAUGAUCCCAUCCACACCUCCCUCAGAAAAAACACUGCUGCUGACAAUAGCUGCACUGAACACUACCAACCUUUGGGAAUGGCCCAACCAGCCUUCAGACUUCCUAAUGAAGAAUCCUCUGUGUAUUUAAGAUAAUGAAAUCGACUUGUUUUGUAACCUGUUCCAUUGUUUGGUUAUCUUUGUACACAUAUUUGGAAUUACUGAACUCUCUUUAAUCCAAAUUCAAAGGGAUUCAAAGGGAUUUGUGGCCAAGCACCUGUUGCACAUAAUGUCUGUGCAUAAAGGGCACAACCUAGAGCCUGUGGAAGAGCCACGCCACUGGCUUAAGUAUGGAGGAUUAGGACUAGCCAGGAGCCAGACACUAUGGUUCUGCUGAGUUCUACCUGUUUCUCCUGCCCCGGGACGCCAGCUCACCUCAGCAGAUCAAACGGUUUGUAGAUGACUCAAACUGAUUUUUAUUUUACCAAACAAAAGGGUAUACUUACUGUAUAAUAAGUGCAUCGUUUCACUUUCUGCAGAGUUCUACAAAAAUGAUAUUCAAAAAACAAUGCCCAGCUCAGUGACUAGCUGAGAAGACCUUACUUGAUCUGCCCCAUGUUUAAUGCAACUGUUUUCAAAGAAAAAAAGCGAUGAUAUACUGUGACUUGUGUUCUUUUACUGGAAUAACUGUACAAAAUGUAUAUAAUGUUUGCUCGGACUGAAUAAUAAACAUAUAUCAACAGUG